Paramuricea clavata is the source of this 939-nucleotide messenger RNA. Lineage: Eukaryota; Metazoa; Cnidaria; Anthozoa; Malacalcyonacea; Plexauridae. The record is from the annotation of a GenBank genome assembly.
CGUGUUACACACGGCGUACCGCAAGGAUCAAUCUUGGGUCCACUACUAUUUAACUUGUAUGUUAAUGAAACUAUCAGCAUGUGUAAGGACUGUAAGAACGAAUCGUUCGUGGACGACUCAAAACUCUUCUUAUCAUUCUCAAUCAGUGAUAUUGCCGAGAGUAUGAAUAAAUUGAAUGCAGAUUUAAAACGAGUUGCUGCCUGGUGUUGUUCAAAUUCCUUGUUAAUAAACCCAGGGGAAACCAAAUUUCUUUUGUUUGGAACCAAGCAAGCUCUGGCCAAGAUAAAUCUACCACCAUUACAAUUUCUUGGUGAGGAAUUAACCCCAGUUCGCUGUGCAAAAGAUCUUGGAAUAAUAAUGGACGAAUGUCUUUCUUUUACCGAUCAUACCCAGAAUCUUACAUCUAAACUUAUGGGAUCAUUGUGUCAUAUCAGCCGAGUUCAACACUUAUUCGAUAAGAAAACUCUGAUAUCCAUAAUCAAUUCUCUUGUGUUUAGUAAAUUGUAUUAUUGCUCGACUGUCUGGGCAGGUACCUUUAAAGAGAAUUUAAGGAAAUUACAACUGGUUCAAAAUUUUGCUGCUAGAAUAAUUUCUGGCAAGAGGAAAUUUGACCAUAUUUCAUCCACAAUUAAAGACCUUGGAUGGUUAUCAGUCCAGGACAUGUUAGUUUAUCGUGAUGCUCAAAUGGUAUAUAAAAUUAUUAACGGUAGUGUACCGUUGUAUUUGAAAAAGUUUGUAAAGAGACGUUCUGACGUACACAACCGUAGCACUCGUAAUAGCCAUAAUCUUGAUAUCCCAAAAUGUAGAACAAGCUUUGCCCAACGUUCAUUUGGAUACAGAGCUAUUAAAUUGUGGAAUAGUUUACAGAACAAUGUUAGAGAGAGUACUUCAUUGAACACUUUUAAACAGUCAUUAAAGACCUGGCUCCUUAAUGCCUAA